Molecule: messenger RNA, 2882 nt
Organism: Tetranychus urticae (two-spotted spider mite)
Lineage: Eukaryota; Metazoa; Arthropoda; Arachnida; Trombidiformes; Tetranychidae
Biological process (GO): multicellular organismal reproductive process
Source: RefSeq, a predicted model, not a curated record
UAAAUUUAAAUAUAUGCAAAAUAAAAAAGUGAAAAAUUAAAGCUACUACCAGAAAUCAACAGGAUGAAGACCCCGAGAGUGAAAAUUCACGAAAGUUUCCAUGUCUGUUUAAUCGGUGAACAAUUGAAGCAGAAUCGCACCAGGAAAGAUUCCGGUAUUGCUUGUAAACCCCCAAUCGAUUCGGGUGAAGAUGGAGAUGAAGAGGAGGAGAUCUAAAAUGAAGAAAGAUAAACAUCACAAUGAAAUGAAGUGAGUAAAUACAAAAGAUGAUGAAAAUGAUGAUGGUGGUGGUGGUGAUGGUGUGAAGGAGGAGAAGUUGGAUGAUGAAGAGUAAAAGAGAAAGUAAGGAGCAGGGAGAAAGAUUGAGUUUGUAUUGAGGGUUGUCACAAAUAUUAAGGAACGAGUUUUCGUAGUCAAGCUUGAAAUUAUGAUUUGAAACAAACAACAGUCAAAAGAAAAGUGAACGGUAAUGAUGAUGUAAAAGUUGAGGGUGAAGAGAAAAAAGGUAAGAAAAGAAAGAGAAGCUAAAAGGAGGGAAAAGAAAAACUAAAGAGCUAAAUAGAAGGGAAAGAAGAAGAGAAAGUUAGUGAGAGUUCAUUUGAUGAAAAUUAUUUGAUGAAACGGUAAAAACAGUUGACAAGAAAUGGUUAACCAUAACCAGUGUAUCCAUGAACAUUUUUGUAUCUCCACUAAAGCAAACCUUUUUUGUCAAUGUUGUAACUAACCGAUUCAAAUGAUCAACAAAUUGCUUGACAUUAACCCAUCCACCAUUAUAAGUGUAUAACUACGUGACUCAAUAUGUCUAUCCUCAACCAUUAUCACCAUCUUGGAGACAAGUGUUUACUGUUGUGAUCAACUUAACCAGUGAUUCACUUUUUUGUUCACCAGCUUACCAGAUUUACCACUUCUAGUGUGACAUUUGUUUCAACCAAUUAUUAACUCAACUGACAGCGGAUUUUUUAAUUAUUUGACUAAUUCUUUCAUCAAAAACUCUGAUAGCAAUCUAAUUUAUCCAAUCCAUAACCAUGUUUAACCGAUUUUUAUCCAUAUUUGGUUGUUUAUUGUUUGUCUUCUAUGUAACUUACCAAGAAAGUCCAAAUAACGCAGCUGUUCUGAAGAAUGCCAAAGAAGCCAACGAAUGGUCCAAUUUGAGGUUACAUUUGAAGCAGAAAAUUGGUUCACCCGGUAAAUUAUUAAAAACUGGUAAAGGCGAUUUACCACCAUCAGAUCCACUUGACCUUUCAUCUCUAUGGUUUGUCUUUGAUGACCAUAAAGGCUAUCUCAACGCAUCUCUUCACAAUGUCAAAGUCCAUGGACUAUCUGGAUUAUCUUUGAAGGAUACAGCAUUCAAUGAUAACACCAAGGAACUUUCCGUACUCUUUGCAGUUCCAAGUUUAUCAGUAACCAGUGAAUACAGCAUCAAGCACCGCCUGGGUGAUAAUUUAGUCGAUGAUUAUGGUAAACUUCAUCUACAUCUGAAUCAUUGGUACACAACUUGGUUCUCUAGAGUCUUAUCUUUCAACAUUACCAGGGAUGAAUUGACUGUUGGCCGAAUCUCUGUUAAAUCCUAUUUCGACAAUGUAACCAAAGAGUUUACCAGUUCCUCCUAUUAUAUCGGAGCCAACCCGAUAGCUUAUGCCAAUACAAUUGAAACCAUAACAGUCAUGUUGUCCAAUAAAAUUCAGAGUGAGGUAGAUGAAAGGUUAAAUCUACUUUUAUCACAAUUUAUAGACGAAGAGCCAGCUACGUUAAGUGAUAUGUUGAGGAUAGCAGCUCACUGGAAAGACGCUGUAACUAAACCUUCCGAGGGUAGCUUAAGUCGAGGUAAAAGACAAGUUCCUUGUGAACCAGGUGAUGAACUGGAUGAAUAUGUAGACAGUUUAUUUAGAUUUGCAUCCCGAAUUGUUCGUGCCAUGGAACCCAUUGGUUUGCCCAAUGCAACGGUUGAACUUCCAGAAUACAAUUUAAAAUUGUUUUUAUACAAAGGAGGUGCUUCCAGAGCCUAUUCAUUAACAAGAAAAAAGUCAGCAUGGGUUUUCUGUACCAAUGAGUCAAUUUCAUUAGGACUUACCGUUGGUUUCAAUGAUUUACGUGUUAAAUAUAAAUAUAGGGCUAUAUUUGAUUGGAAUUUGUUGUUUGAUGGUGAACUGGAGGCCAAUUUACAAGGAACCAAAGCACAAGUACAAUUUACACAGACCACACCUGAUGAUGAUUCAGAGGAAGAAGUACAGCAGAGAGUUGACAGAGUUAGGAUUUGGAGACUUGGCCGGAUCCGGGUAAUCUUGAAAGGAUUGGGUAACUUAACGCAAGCUGUAUCCAUGUUACUUACCCGCGCAUUGAACUCUAAUCAGGAACAACUUGAUCCAACUCUUAGACGGCUGGAAAACGAAGCACUUGUUGUAGUAAAUGAAAUGCUUAAAAACAUUAGCGUUCCAUUUUUUUCCAUUGUAUAAAAGUCACCAUUUUGACCAUUCCAUCGUUUUCACCUUUAGAAUCAUCAUUACCAGUUAUUUUGUUGGUUCCAUCUUUUUUACUCAUCUUUACAUAAUGUUGAAGUUACCUUCAGUGUUAACACCAUUGUCAUCGUUCUCAUUACCACCUUAUUCUCAUCAUUAUUCUAGAUUGUCAUCAGAUCAAUCAACUAUUACUAAAAAUUUGUUCAUCGCAAACAAAGAGUCCAUCAAAAUUGUUUUAAACAUUUACUUUUGAACAUUUCCAUUUUUGUCAAACAUAUUUUUUUUUCUCAUGGAAAACCAAGUUUCCUAAACUGUAUUUUAAAAACUAUAUUUUUUAAUGUUAAGUCUGAUUGUUUUAUUUUAUUUGAUAGUUUUUAAGUAAAUUUUUUAAAUUUAUUUUUAUAAUAAAUAAUUUAAUACCUGAAA